This is a messenger RNA of Rhodamnia argentea, 1695 nucleotides long. Its product is annotated as 2-oxoisovalerate dehydrogenase subunit alpha 1, mitochondrial. The record is from RefSeq and is a predicted model, not a curated record. The transcript has 9 exons. The coding region runs from base 85 to 1578 and encodes 497 amino acids. Gene Ontology annotation, molecular function: oxidoreductase activity, acting on the aldehyde or oxo group of donors, disulfide as acceptor. Gene Ontology annotation, biological process: branched-chain amino acid catabolic process. Lineage: Eukaryota; Viridiplantae; Streptophyta; Magnoliopsida; Myrtales; Myrtaceae.
UAUUGCCAUCCCCACAUCGAUCUCCUUCUCUGUUUCUCUUUGAAAGAAUCUACAUCUCCUCCUCCUCCUCCUCUCGUGAUUCUGAUGGCAACUUGGUUCAGGAGAACCAGAGCAGUUUCUCAUCACCUCAGAAGAAACGACAAGUGCCCAUCAUCAUCCUCAUCCCCCCGUGCAAUUCUUGAUCUCCAGGGUGCGUCUGCGCCUGUAAUGCAACCUCCUAUGAGUGUUCGAAUCAGACGCGCAACCGACGGGAUCUCGCCAGCCAGACUCCCGAUCUUCUCGGCCAAACGCUUCGAGUCCACCAGAGCUGAGAAGCAUCUCCAGUUAUUGCAAGAAGCAGAAGCAGUAGAAGAUGAUCUCGAUGACGACAACGACGAUGAUGACGAUGCUCAGGUCUUGGAUUUCCCGGGCGGAAAGGUUGCAUUUACCUCCAAAAUGCAAUUCAUAUCGGAGUCGUCCGAGAAGAGAGUACCGUGUUAUCGAGUGCUCGAUGACUAUGGACAGCCAAUUGAGUAUGAUUGCUCUGCCCAGGUGAAUGAGGAACUCGCCGUGAAAAUGUAUACAGAUAUGGUCACCCUGCAGAUCAUGGAUGCCAUUUUCUAUGAAGCACAAAGGCAAGGUCGGAUAUCGUUCUACCUCACAUCGAUGGGGGAAGAAGCUAUCAACAUAGCAUCUGCAGCUGCCCUUACGGAUGAUGACGUCGUCUUGCCUCAGUACAGAGAACAUGGUGUCUUACUGUGGCGCGGUUUCACGUUACAAGAGUUUGCUAACCAGUGUUUCGGUAACAAGGUCGACUAUGGAAAAGGUCGACAGAUGCCAAUUCAUUAUGGAUCUAAUAAGCACAAUUAUUUCACCGUGUCGUCGCCAAUCGCAACUCAACUUCCUCAGGCUGUUGGUGCGGCAUAUUCUCUUAAGAUGGAUAAGAGAAGUGCAUGUGUGGCUGCAUAUUUUGGUGAUGGCGGCACUAGCGAGGGAGAUUUCCAUGCUGGCUUGAACUUUGCAGCGGUCAUGGAAGCCCCGGUCAUCUUCAUCUGUCGAAAUAACGGAUGGGCGAUCAGUACCCACAUAAGAGAACAAUUUCGAAGUGACGGCAUUGUUGUAAGGGGCCAAGCAUAUGGAAUCCGUAGUAUUCGAGUGGAUGGUAACGACGCUCUCGCUGUUUAUUCAGCGGUACGUGAAGCUCGUGAAAUGGCAAUCAAGGAUCAAAAGCCUAUAUUAAUUGAGGUUUUAACUUACCGAGUAGGACACCACUCCACAUCAGACGAUUCGACAAAGUAUCGACCCAUGGACGAAAUCGAGUACUGGAAAAUGUCGCGAAACCCUGUAAACAGAUUCAGAAAAUGGGUUGAAAGGAACAUGUGGUGGGACGACAAAAGGGAGGCCGAGCUUCGAAACAACAUUAGAACUCAGGUUCUCCAAGCAAUUCAGACUGCAGAGAAGUAUGAGAAACCUCCAUUAUCAGAAUUGUUCAGGGAUGUGUACGAGACUCCUCCAUCGAAUCUUCAUGAGCAAGAGAGUCAACUCAGAGAGACCAUCAAAAGACACCCAAAGGACUAUCCACUUGAUGUCCCUGUGUAGAUGGACUUACAAUUAUGCAAGAAAAGAAUCUGUCUCUGAAGCAAGGCUUCUGUAAUUAGAAACCCGAGAUUAAUAUGAUCACCGUUUAAAAUUGAUAUACAGUGACAACUAUUACAU